This is a messenger RNA of Daldinia vernicosa, 1103 nucleotides long. RefSeq names its product glutathione S-transferase. The transcript is spliced from 3 exons. The record is from RefSeq and is a predicted model, not a curated record. NCBI's taxonomy places the organism in Eukaryota, Fungi, Ascomycota, Sordariomycetes, Xylariales, Hypoxylaceae. The coding region runs from base 386 to 1090 and encodes 234 amino acids.
UUUCUGUUAACAAUAAGCUGAUUAACGUACUCUACUAUUAAACUAUCCCGUCGCAAGUACUAUCAACGGUAUGGAGUUACGGCGUUAGCGGAAUCAGCAGGACUCCAUCGACACCCGGAACAUUCACCUAUCUCCGUAGGAGGUAGUUAACUAGGUCCGGUUGGCAAAUCAGGAAAUAUUAGGAAAUAAGGACUUCAGUCGGACGGAUUUCGGACGAAACAGUUGGGUAUAAAACAGUAGUCUAGCUACACGAUAAAGGCGGUACCUUCUAGACCUUCGUGUAAUGUAUGUCGUUCUCUCUACAGCCAUCAGCAAUUCAUUAAAAACUACUUGUCCUCUAAAUUCGCCCCCAUCUUAGGAAGUUUCAUCAAACCCGCCACUCAACAUGUCAUCACUCAAGCCAAUUAUCCUCUGGGGUCAUACCUCGGGUCCCAACCCCUUAAAAAUCCAUAUAAUCCUCAAAGAGCUCGAUAUUCCCUUCGAUUAUAAGAUAGUUGAAGGGGAAAACGUGAAAAAAGAGCCAUUCAUCACUAUCAAUCCGAACGGAAGAGUGCCAGCAAUUGAAGACCCGAAUACCGGCGUCACCCUAUGGGAGUCUGGUGCGAUCAUCGAAUACAUCAUCGACGUCUACGAUAAAGAGCACAAGUUAAGCUACGGUACUUCUCCCGAAAAGUACUUGAUCCAACAGUGGAUCGCCUUCCAAAUCUCAGGACAGGGGCCGUACUACGGUCAAGCCGUAUGGUUCUACCGAUUCCAUCAUGAGAAGCUACAGUCCGCAAUUGAUCGGUACGUCAAGGAGAUCGAGCGCGUGAGGAGUGUUCUCGACACGCAUCUCUCCAAGUCAUCAUCUGGGUGGCUUGUCGGUGAUAAAAUGACUGUUGCGGAUCUCAGUUGGAUUAUGUGGGAGCAAAUUGCAACUUUCCUAUUAAGUUUCAUGGACAUCAAUCUGGAGGGGAAGUAUCCGCACUAUGAUGUCUGGUAUAAGAAGUUGCUCGAGAGGCCCACCGUACAGAAGGUCUUGGCUAUAAGGACAGAGGGCCUUAUCCAGAGUGGUCUUUUGAAGGCAGAAGAUCUUGCUAAGCAUAAAUAAAACACAUAUAGCG